This is a messenger RNA of Desarmillaria tabescens, 1221 nucleotides long. RefSeq lists its product as uncharacterized. The coding region runs from base 1 to 1221 and encodes 406 amino acids. The transcript is spliced from 3 exons. Lineage: Eukaryota; Fungi; Basidiomycota; Agaricomycetes; Agaricales; Physalacriaceae. The record is from RefSeq and is a predicted model, not a curated record.
AUGUCUGAAGGAUCGUCCUCGCAAAGUAGAAGAGUACUUUCUGAACAGUUAAUUCAGGAUAGCUUUCACAGCUACCUCAAAUCGUCUCUCACACAAGCAAAAAUUGAACGACUCCUAGACGAAAGUAUACUAAGUAGCGCGGAAGGCGACCUGAUGAUAACCGGCCCUGCCUUGUGCCUUUAUUUCGCUGCUCUUCGAUGCACUACAAAUCCCCCUUCUGUACCUCUUCCCCGGCGGGGUAAAUCCUCAGAACCAACGGAGCUUUCUGCUGAAAACUGUCCACCGGCAUUCACUUCAUUUCUUUCUGUAUGGGCCAAAUCAGUCCCAUCCAUCCAGGGACUAGCACCAGAGCACCAACAUGAUCUAGCGCGUAUCAUCUGUGGACUCGAACCGUUAUCUAUCCCCCCAUUACCAUCAUUGCAGGGUAUCUCAGCAGACUUGCGUGCUGUAGCUAUUGAAAUUAGUCAGAGGCGAUCUUUCCAAGAUCAAUAUGCCUCUGAUCUCCAGGCGGCUCUGGAUUCAGGUAAACCUCUCAGUAGUCCCAGAACAGUGAAAGCUUCAUUUGUUCCGCCACCUUCCUACGACGCACCUCCCCACCAAAAAUCUCCUCGCGGGUCAAGCGGAUUGCCUUUACGCAGCCCCUCUCCCACCAUCUUAGCGCCCAACUCGCCUGCAAUUGAGUUCAUACGUGAGACAUUAUACGCAUCUCUAGCCGAUGCCCUUGAUCGUCAACCUACUCUUCGCACCCUAUUGAAGCGCGACCUUCCCCGUGCAUAUUUCGCAUGCGUGGCCUUUGCAAUCCUUGACGUUGCAACGACGUCUAUGACACCAGAAGGAGGGGUAGUUGGUGUUCUUGGACAACCCUUGAUGCUCUCGGAUUGUCCAAUCCAGCUUCAGCCGUUCAUGAUGGAACUUGCGGCGAUUGGGAGGGAUUCGAAGGAACUCGAAGCGGAAGACGAUAGAACAGCGAUGCAAUAUGCGCAGCAGGGAAGGGAUAUACCAGCGCCAAGGAUGGAGAGAGUUCGGAAAAUCUUAGAAGAAGGUGUUGGAUACAGUGAUCGCCACCGGGACGAAGCAAACGGCAGGCGAAGCGUUGAGGGAAAAGCCGUUGCGUUCGCGAACCGCAUCAAUGCCCUUAGUCUGGGUAUGACUAAGUUGAAAGCGUUCAGGGAACGGCAGGAAUAUGUCUUCACAGUCCUUGCAGGGAUAGGUUCGAACUGA